AUGCUAACCAACCAAACACCUGAAGCUACCAUAUCUAAAAUGUUAGACCAGAUACCCACUGGAACUUUCCCAGAAGUCUCCAAAGUUUCAGAAGCUUACCCACCUACUGAUUGUUCAACCUUAUCAUUGCUUCCAUGUAGCCCAGGUCUUAAUGGUGGGGAAACAACAUUUAAUGACAUCCCAAAUGGUUCUACAAUUUGCACAAUGAAUAGGAAGACUGUAAAAGCUACUCUUGAAAAUGGAGUACAACCACAAGAAGAUUCAACAAAAAGGAGGAACAUGGAAGGUGAAGCUAACACGCUACUAGGUGAGAAGAGAUCUCAUGAUAUUUUCACUUCCCAAGAAUCUGCGAUGCUGUCAAAGCAAGCACAGUCUACUCCUAUGGGUAUGGUUGGCUUGCCAACUAAAACCCCCACCCCCAUACCCUCAUCAGCUGAUGAAAGUACAAACUGUGCAAGAAAGCAAGUGUGGACAAGAAAAGAGAAACAAAAUGACAAAGGCAAAGGCAAAGAGAUAGCCUCCACUUUUGAAGUUGGCAAAGAAAAGGAGAGUGACAAGGUUGAUCAAAGAAGUGUUGUAACGGAAGCACAAGCAACCAGAUGA
Molecule: messenger RNA, 603 nt
Organism: Ilex paraguariensis (yerba mate)
Lineage: Eukaryota; Viridiplantae; Streptophyta; Magnoliopsida; Aquifoliales; Aquifoliaceae
Source: the annotation of a GenBank genome assembly